This is a messenger RNA of Astrephomene gubernaculifera, 4451 nucleotides long. The record is from the annotation of a GenBank genome assembly. Lineage: Eukaryota; Viridiplantae; Chlorophyta; Chlorophyceae; Chlamydomonadales; Astrephomenaceae.
AUCAGGGGUUGGGAAGGGAGAGCGGAAUGUACGGCAUGCCUCGUGCAUCUGUGCUGCGGAAGGCAAGCUGCACAUGGCGUAGCUUGGCGCCCAACCUGCCUCCCUACCUGCACCGGCCUAUUUCGGGGGUUUGGGGGGCGGGAGCCAGUUAAGAGGGGACUCCGCUAGGAGGGGCAGUUGGACAAUCCUUCCACAAGCCUCUCCCAUGCAGCCCUACAGACCUACAGACCUACACACAUGGUGAACUACCACACAUGACCUGGCUACGGACGUCUCUAGCAGGGCCCUGCCCGUGCCUACCGCUUCCUCCCCUACCUAACCCUGCCGCUGCCCCACUCUCGGCCCUGCUGCUGCCCCCCCCUCCCCGGCGACUGCUGCUCCUCUUCCCCGGCUCGCUCUCUCCCUGCUCCUCCUCCCGCGUGGCGCCAUCGCACAUUCCAGGAUGAGGUACGUGGGCCCUCCCCGCCUGCUUCACUUUAGCCGUUAUUUAGUCGGGUCUUCAGUCCUCUAGCCGGGUCCUCAAAAGAAGUCCAAGAAAUCUGGCCCCUGCUCCCUGCGUGCCAUUAUGCUUUGUGCACACAUACACCAUGCCUCCUCCCCGUCAACCCCUAACCCCGCACGUCCGUGCUCCCAUCCACCCCGCCCGCAACCACCCCCACCCCAUCACAGCGGAUGGUGGUGUUGGUUCAGGAGUUUGCGGUGCGCGGAGACCUGUACGGCAUGCAGCGGGCGCUACGUCAGCGUCUGAGCGAGCGGCAGCUGGUGGACCUGGUGGUGGCUCCGCUGCUGUCGGGGCUGAGCUACUUGCAUGGCAGGGGGGUGUGCCACAGGGAUAUCAAGCCCGAGAACCUGCUGUUCACCCACGACUGGCGGCUAGUGGUCGGCGACUUCGGAGCCAGCAUCAACGUCACACAGGAGCGAGCCGUGACCAGGGCCGGAACAUUGGAGUACAUGGCUCCCGAGGUGGAGCGCUGCCCGCUCAAGGUGCUGCCCGGGGACAACAAAGACAAGCAGGAGCUGGCAUACACCACCGCGGUGGACGUCUGGGCAGUGGGUGUCCUGGCCUACGAGCUUCUCGUGGGCUUCCCGCCGGUCGUCACACCCGACGCCGCCGUCACCGCCGCCGCCGCGGAAGUCGCCGCCUCGCCGCAGGGCCCGGGCGAGGCCGCCCUCGCCCUUGCCGCCGCCGCGCGUGCACUCGCCCACAGCCGCAGUCGCAUCCAACGGAACGACCCCGACGCCGCCGGCGACGCCGCAAUCGCCCCAACCGCCGCCGACGCAACCGCCGCCGCUCAGGCCUUCCUGGCCGCGAAUGCGAGCUGCAAGACGCUUAGCUUCCCCGCGUCCACCUCGGCUGCUGCGAGGGACUUCAUCAGCAUGGCGCUGGCGGAGCGACCUGAGGAAAGGCCUACUGCGCAACAGCUGGCGGGACACGUAUGGCUGCGGCCCUUCCCUCCGCCAACACCGCAGCCGCAUCAGCAGCAGCCAUCAUCGCCGCCGCAGCAGCAGCCAUCGCCGCCGCAGCAGUAACGGCAGCAUGGGUAGCAGCAGCAGACGCCGCAACACCAGAGGUAACUGCAGUAGCGACAGCAUGGAUAGCAGCAACGGAGGUUAGUGUCGUGGCUGAAGUGCUGCAACGGGCGAGGCGUACGCGCCUGGGCUGUGACAACUGUUGCGGCGGCGGAGCCAGCUGCAUGGCCAGUGUCUGCAGCAGCCAUGUAAGAGCAGGGGCGACUGUCUUGGCAGCAGCAACAGCAGCAGGGGCAGCAGGGCGUGGGGUGGAGUUGCCAGCAAGCGGCAGUCAGCAAGGUGCGUAGGGCUCUGCGGCCACAAUCGCAAAUGUCUGUGGUCAUGACGGGUGCUAUACCCCUGCAGCUGGGCCACCGCAGCCGCUGCUGGUGCCGGCUAGUCCGCUGCAUGAAACUCUUGUCAAAGUGGGGAGAGGAGGAGAGGAAAUACCAUGCACGCUACGAAGGAUAGUAGGAAACACCUGGGUGCCUAGAAAUCCCCCGUUGAAUGGAUGUUGCAAUCUGAUUGAUCCGAACGUCCGAUGGUACAACGCAUGCUUGAAACUUUCCGAAGCGGGGGCACAGGAAACACACAGACAGGGCGGGGGCAGGGCGGGAGAGGGGCAGGGCGGCUUUCGUGUGUUGGGGACUUGAGGGACGCUUCAGACGGGAGGGGUUGGGUCUUGUGGGCCAACUAGCUGCUGUCAUUUUGUUGCAAGUCUACCAAGAUGCCCGCAUACAUAGUUUUUGGAAGAAUUGUUGUCUGCCUUUCUUCUCCCUUUCCGCAUCGGAGAACCUUCUGAUGUAAGGAGCGACGGCAAAGACAGCAGUAGGUUUGGGGACGCGGUGGGCGCUGACGUUGUUGGGUUGCAUGUAAAGGUCCCCAUCUUUUCCAUGGGACACGAGUAAGUGGUCGUUGUUGAUUUCCAGAAAGCCACUGUUGGUGCGUAGAGAACGCGAUGAGUGAGAAGAAGCGAUUUCGGAAAGACAGGAAGAACCGGGAGCAGCAUGGGUUGUGCUGGAAACUCCCUGGGAGAAAGGGAUGCGUUUGCCAGGAUUGCCGGCGGGAUGGCUGACUGCUGGAUGAAGACGACCUGAACUUUUCUAAUGAAGGACGCUUUCGGGUCCACCGCCACUGCUGUUGAACUCUUAUCGUUAGCCAUCAGCAGGUGUGUCUGUGUCUCAGUCGUUGGCGGUUGUGGUGCUAAGCACCUCCUUUGGCUAAUUUGCAUGCACGCCUUGCUGCUUCCCGACCCCGAUAUCUCUUCCCAUCUCAUUGCUGCCUCGUCCUGGUGCGAAUGCCGUAAAUGUGAUAGGAGGCCCUUUGAGGCGAUCCGUGAUGUCGGAUGCUACCAAUCUUACCCGUAUCUGGCUCACGUAGGGUUUGUGUCAGGCGGUAAAGGGCAACGAUUGUUAACGUUAGGACGGGUCCUGCCUGUUUGUUGAGUUGUUUUUGCUCAUGUCAGGCGGAUGGCGAGUAGCUGCAAGUUAGCUGGUUCCUUGUGAAGCCGGCUGCACGGCUCUGGAAAAGAGAUUGGAGUAUCGGAAGUCACAAGAAUUUAAGCUGAGACGUUCUUGCUUCAAAGCAAGAACAAUGCAGUGCGAAAUUGCUCAAGUCGAUCCUGGCUUCAAUGCAGACAUGGAAGUAAGAAACAUUUGUUACAAGUGCAGAUGCGUGGCAGGGGCCAACAAGCCAAAUGAAGCGCAGUCUUUUGCGCCGUGGAUUCUGCUUUUAGAUUCAAUGUCGUAAUGUCUAUUCGUGCGGCGAUGGGAACAGCAUCGCCGGCGGUGAAUCGCUUGUUUGGCUUUCCUUUCCAAGACACCUGGACGUCUAGACGUGCUGCCUGUGUCUGAAGGCAUAUUUGCAGUCGUUUCCAGAUAUGGGGUCGCCUGUGAAUCCCAAUGUGUCCAGUCGAAGUUUUAACCAUGUGUGUUUAAUUCAAGCAUGUCAUGAGCUGUGCCUCGUAUCUCUCCUCUGAAUGGAUAUGGAGAGACCCAUGGGUUGGCCCAUUGAGGUUUUGGAGGCAGGAUCUCCAUCGUAAUAUUUUUAGAAAGGUAUGCAGGUUACGGUUCGUACAUACCUAGGUAGUCGGGUGCAUGGGUGGAUCGCGCAUGGGCGUGUGCAUGGAUAAAAUGGAUGCUAAAUCUCUUACCGCCGGCAGCUGGAUGGCAGGGCGACAGUUUUCUGCGUGACAAGCUGCGCACGCGUUUGUGGUUGCUGACUGCAGGCAUGUGCGAAUGAGCAGUUUCCUGUGAGUUUGUGCAAGGGACCCACGGCUAGUUUUUUGCAGCAGUGGGAAGGAAGGGAUCUUCGCAAACCCUUAGGAACUUGAAUCGUGGCAUGGAUGCUUAUGGGUGUCUGGAUAUUGGAUUUUCAUGUGCUUGACAGUCAGAGGUCCCAUACCGGACGUGAAACGGCAUGCUGGAUUCUACGAAUGACGGUAUGACUAGCUCCUAUCAGCCCAACUUUUGGGCUCUGUGUUUCAAUCCUUUGGUCUCCGACCCAGAUUCCUGGUAUGGCCUGUUGGAAUGGUCCUUUGGCGACAACUUGCAAGCCGUGACGCAGGGCUAGCUCGUACAUUGUUGAAUGUGCAUUGCCAUGUCUUCUGUCAACAGCAACAGGGGGAGGUUCCGUCCUGCUUGACGUGGUUCAUUAUUGUCGUAAUAGUGGACCUGCUCCCAGGCGAUAUGCCGUGCGUUUUGGCGUAGUAGUUAUGCACCGUACGUUAUGCACAUGCCGUGUAUCCUGCCUCGAAAUGCCGCCAAUUACUGUUACGGUAAGUUCAUGUAGGUCAGGGAAGGAGGCAGGGAACUGCAAACCGUCAACGGCUUCAUGGUUUUGGGGUUAGGGGCAUUCUGUAUGCAUGUUCGCAAGACUCCCUUUUCUGUUCUGCACCCCAAAGUUGACGGAUUUGUAACAGGCAUGGUGUAUGUUGGCUAAUA